AGGAACAAGGAAUAGAGAUUGCCGGAGCGCACACAGACGCCCGCCCCCCUUGGGGCAGCACAGGCUCCUCCUGGCUCCGAUGUUCACCUCUUGAGAUGAUCCGCAGGUCUUGCUAGACCAGAAAGUUCACAGAGGGUUACUCCACACACUUGCUCGUCCGUACAAUCGUUUGAGUGGAUCGCUUUCCAGGUGUCACGAUCAAAAAUCGAGCGUCACGAACCCCAGACACAGGGCAAAGUGAAUCGUGUAUGUAUGUAAGUACAGACAGUAAUAUUUGUUUCACGACUUGAAAAAAGUGUAGAUGUAGUUAGAGCGGCUUACGACUUGAAAAAAGUGUACCAGAUCCAGAAGCGAUUGUUUUACAAUAAAGAUAGUUUUCUGACAUGUAUAAUAGCUAAGACCCGACGACGUUUGACCUUGUGACUCUGUUCUUGCAAAAAGAAGUUGUUACUUCUACAAAUAGACCGAAAACAUUACUAAACAGAAGCGAUUGGAGUUGGUAGGAACAUAAGUUCACAGCAGAGCGACACUUACUAAAUUUUAUUUACCGUACUAGAGAAGUACUAGAACAAGUACACUGAAAUUAAACAAAGAUCAAAACUUCACAAUCAUGACCAAGAACUACAUGUGGACUGCUCCAAGCUGCUGCACUCGUCCCCUUGCGCUGUUGCUGCGCACAACGGCGCUCCUGGUGGGCGGGUUUUUGCCCAGCGGGAACAAAGUCUCCGGGACGGGCGUAGUGCCUGGUGGUCGACGUUCUUCACCGCACAGGCCGCCGCUCUCGGCGUUAGCUACAUCUACUGGUCGCACAAAAAAGGGAAGCAUAAGCAAUGGGCGUCGUGGUCGUGAGGACCACGGAACAACUUCUAAAAACUCCUCGACAAGGACCCCGUCUGCCAAUAGCUUGGGAUCUAGAUCUACCUCCGCUGGCAGCUCAGGUUCGGAUCGUCGUCCCAAUGGGACAAAUUCUGGGCGGACUUCUAAGUCGGCGUCGGCAACACGUACACGUACACUCGUUCCCGCCACAGCCUCAUCUCCACCUGCGCAGAAGAUGAAAAACCAAUACGACCUGGACGAUAAAAAUGGAGAUGUUGCCCUCCUGCAGGACAUUGAGUUGAGAGCACUGAAGGAAUGGUACGUCGCGGCACAGCACGAGUCUGAUACGAUUACGCCGAAGACCAGAGCAGCAUUGGAGCGGGAGUUCGAACUUCUCGUGUUUUCCCCCGUCUACAAGCGGAUCAUGCCCCCGCGCGAGUUACAAGCCAAACGGGAAAAACUCUCAGCCGUGCAGCUGCCGGAUGAAGAGGCUCGUCGCGCCAAGCAGGCCCGCGAGGACCCAGCACCUGCUGCAUCUACGACUUCUUUCGAGGGCUCGCUGUGUCCGAGGAAGAGCAUUACGCUAAUCCUCGCAGACGUCAACAGAGCGACGUGGGCCGGUCAGUUUGCGACGAAAGAGGACUUUCGGAGAAUUUUUCUCGUCAAUAAUUCUUCCGGAGAACAUGCGCAAAAAGAGCCCUGCUUGGCUCCGUUAUACAAAGACCUGAUCAAAUUUAUCCUGCUUGCUGCCUGUUCGAAGUGGCACGACUCUUCCUGGCUCGGCGGCCAGGAGGGUCUUCACAUGAAAGAACAGAGUGGGAGUCAGAGUCUUCGUUCCGAAGAUGAAAUGUUAAAUGGCGAACGCGAGAUGAACUCAACUACUCUUCUGGAAGAUGCGUUGGACACACUAAACCUAUCCACCGAUACAUCUAACGCCAUCGGGCCCGUCGUGGGCUUUGCCUCACAGGGAGACGUCUACGUGGCAGAGACGGUGGUCUGGGAAGCGUUCCUGGCGGAGGCUGACCGUGUGAGGAAAGAAGAUGCACAGAUUGAUGGUCGCAGGGGCGCACGAGACGAAAAAAAAGAUUUGGCCGAGGCAGGAAUAAGCCCCGCGACGGCUGUGCUUUUGCAGCUCUUCACGCGUCACCCACUGCUGGACAGAACAGCGCCCCUUCUCGACGGGGCCGUCGAAAAAUAUGGGGUUCUCAAACGUUACAUUCUCAACUGUUACAUGAAUUUGUCAUGCAAAAGCACCAUUAUCAUUCUCACGAUCAAGCUGCUCCGCAUGACAAAUUUGCGGAGGGCUAAAUAGCACUAUAUUCUGUCCCAAAUCUGUAAUGCAAAAGGCGCAAUCUUCCUCCUUUCACUUUUGCCCUUCUUGCAUUGCAAAUUCGUGUAACAGUUGAGGAUGUAACAGUUGAGAACGCCAUAAAAAAUACCUCCACUGGGCGGUGGGAGAUAUCAUGGACAAUAAAACGAAGGGAACUACGGCUACGCGGGGGGAUAUGGAUGUGUCAGAGUUGAAAUCGACAAAGUUGAAAUAAUUUGUCAUGCAUAAAAUGGACGCCAGUCGGAAGCCAGUUUCCAUAUGGCGAUGUCAACUAUCUCAACAAAAAGAUUCUCAAAAAUUUUUGAUUAGGUGCAUGAGUUAACUAUUUACAAAGAGGCGCUUUUAGCUAUUAAACUAGCUAUUUGAAGCGCAUGCAUUAGAUAGAUCAGUGAAGUAGGUACCUUCCUGGUCCGCCGCUCUGCUACUUUCCGGACUUGAUCUCCGACAACUAAUGAACACGGAAGCCCAUGCGCGACCCUCUGGGGCCACCCUCUGGGAGGGCUGAGGAAGAAGGGAAGUGAAGCAUUUUUUUAUGGUCUGAGUACGUUGUUAAUUCCCGAUGGUAUGGCGAAAAAAGUGCUGGGGGCUCAGGGAAACUUUCUCACACCUAUUUCGAGACCCCUCUGGAGGUACCCUCAGAGGUACCCCUCAGAGGUGCCCUCUGUGAGGUCAAACCAACCUUCGAAGAGUCCGGGAGGCAACAGAUCGGGAGACCAGGAAGCUACCUACUUCACUGAUCUAUCUAAUGCAUGCGCUCAGGCUAGCUACUGGAGCACAUAAAAAGUAAUUACAUCAAUAGGCAUCUUAAGUAGCUAUCCAAAAAUUUUUGAGAACGUUUUUGUUGAGAUAGUUGACAUGGCCAUAUUCCAAGUGGCGCAUGACAAAUUUCGGUGGUCCCUAAUUCCAGUUUGUCAUGCUGUUUAGGCAAAGAAGAGCGAUUUUCUCAUGCUACUUUAGCAGCUCGAGCUGGAACCCCAAACAGGCUUACAAUCGGCCUCACUUGCCUGCCCUGCAACACACGUGCCUCGGGUCAUGCAUUUUACGCAUUACAAAUCAUUUCAACUUUGACGAUUUCAAACCUGACGCUCCCAUAGGGGACUACUCGGGAGCAUCAACGUCGUGGUCUUCUUCGCGCGAGCAGAGCACAAUCGUCCCAGCUGGUGCAGCACAGCAACUCGUUGGCCUGCCGCUCGUAUUGAAGCACUUCGGGGAAAAACUGGCCGCACACGGGCCGCAGCCGAUCCAGAAGUGGCGGGAUUUGCUGUGGAGCAAGCUCCCCAAUGACUACCGAAAGAGGAUGCCAAGCAUCUUUCAAGCAUUUUUCGACACCACCGACGUCGAAAAUAGUGAUCUUGCCUUACAGACAAUUUGGGAACUUCAGUGGCGGCACGUGUGCCAAACCCAGUGGCUGGCGACCGUCCGUCCCGAUCUCCUGAUUCGGUCCGGAUUGUGGGACCAACUUCUGCAGCACACGCGCGAAACGCAGAACCCCGUCCUGGUGUCAAUCGCGUUGACGUUGAGUCUGGCGGGGUGGUACAAAGUGGGGGUCGGUGGAACUAUCAACGAGGUCAGGGGUCCGACGAAAGAGGCCUUUCAAAGAUUAACGCAGCGGGACUUGUCAAAAGUCAAAAAGGCGUUGGAGACCUACGUGACGAGCCUCCGCACAAGCAUCGGCACGCCACACCGACAGGAGUUGUUUCUAAACCAGCUCCGGGGAGGCAUCUUCGAGGCGCGACAGCAGGCUCUGCGGCUUGUUGUGCUCGCCCGGGUGGAGGGGGCGCAAGACUCCUUGCCAGGAGGAGCAGCUCAAGAAUUAUCUCUACUUCGUGAGCAGCAGGCCGAGAGGGCUAAGGAAGCGGCGUGGACGGUGCGAAACGCUUUUGUCCAGCAGAUUGAAAGCAUGUUCGCGGCUGUGGCUCCGUCUACGUGGAAGCAGCGGUUAGGGAAUAUGGUGCGCGGUCGAGGAGAUUCCAGUACAACUAGGAAUGUGCUGCCCAACUACGCAAACGCUACGCCCCCCUCCUCGAGUACUCGAGGUCAACAUGGAACUACACCUAGCGCGCAGAGUAGACAUCAAGAUCCUUGUGAAGAUCGGGGGUUUUUUAGUAUCUUCUCCUCGAGAUCGUGUCGCAGGAGAAACCCCGCGCCAGUUUCCGGGCCCCCCUCCUCGGCCAUCUCAUACACGGCCGUUCCAGGGGCUGGAGAGACCGCCCCUGAAGCGUGACGAGGAAAAAUUUCGCGGGUAAAUGAUUGAUGCGGAAUAACCUGCUCCAGCGGAGUCUUCUUCCUCGUUUUGUUCUUGGGCAGAGGCGAGUUUUUUGUCGACAACCUGCGCGGCUGCAUUUUAUUUCGCACGACCCGGCUGCAACAGGCCCAAUUCCUUUUCGUCAGAUUAAAUUCUACGGGUGCAGCUUGUAGUUCCGGCGGGUCUGCUUUUAGUCUUCCACCGCCGUGGUCGACCGACAAGAGGGGCAAGAAUUUUUGCGACCGAAGGAACAAUGUCGAAUGUCGCAACAUCUGUAGAAGUCCUACCAAUUAAUUUUCUAUACGUAACAUCUUUGGCGAGAGGUUGUAGUGCGUGAAGGAUUGACCAAAGAAAAAAAAGCUGUUGCUGAAGAACUUAUGAUUUGUGAAGUGUUUUCAGUUUUCUGUCAUACUUUUGUGCUGUGUGUAUGAUGAGUGGAGGCGGGCGAUCCGGCUCUUCCGGUGGAAAAUUGUUGGAGGUUUUAUGGUAAUUUAAAGAGUUGUUUAUGGAAGGUGAGUUCCUGUCUAAGGAACUACCACCCACCAGCUGAACGAUUUUGUGAACAAUUUUCGGACAUGAUAUUAGUACUUAACUAUCUAGUACUUGUGAGAACCAACAUAGAAGUGGACCGUCACCGUGUAUGAUGAAGAAGUGCAUGAUGAGCAAUCCUGUACGAAGUUUGUUUGUUUGUAGUUAUGCGUCAAGGUGGGAACGCGUUUACUCACCUUUUUUCUCUAGCGCUAUUUCAAUAAAAAUCCUCUCCGGCACCAGAACCAGAAGCGCUGAAAAAACCCGGGACUACUACUGCUCUUGUGCUUUCUUAAAAAGUAAAGGUAAGUAAGACUGACUAAGAAUAGCUGCUAACUCAAAGUUCUUAUUGUAAUGAAAGAAAUCAUCGCACGUAGUUCUUAUUGUAAUGAAGAAAUCAUCGCAUGUAGGAUGUAAUGUGAAAAAUUUGGAAAUAACAGUCCGUAGCAUUAGCGUGCUUAUCUGUCACUUGGACUCCAAGUUGCGCAUCUAUGGUGAAAACGAUGAAGGGACCAUGUUAGCAAAAUGCUUUUCAUGAUGGCGCGCCAUCAUGAAAAGACGAUGUUGAAGAAUGAAGAAGUGAU
Molecule: messenger RNA, 5503 nt
Organism: Amoebophrya sp. A120
Lineage: Eukaryota; Dinophyceae; Syndiniales; Amoebophryaceae
Source: the annotation of a GenBank genome assembly